Sordaria macrospora k-hell is the source of this 294-nucleotide messenger RNA. RefSeq names its product 40S ribosomal protein eS25. Gene Ontology annotation, molecular function: structural constituent of ribosome. Lineage: Eukaryota; Fungi; Ascomycota; Sordariomycetes; Sordariales; Sordariaceae. Gene Ontology annotation, cellular component: cytosolic small ribosomal subunit. The record is from RefSeq and is a predicted model, not a curated record.
AUGGCUCCCGCCGCGUCUGGUGCUAAGAAGCAGAAGAAGAAGUGGUCCAAGGGCAAGGUCAAGGACAAGGCUCAGCACGCCGUCAUCCUUGACAAGUCCACUUCCGACAAGCUCUACAAGGACGUCCAGUCCUACCGCCUUGUCACCGUCGCUACCCUCGUCGAUCGUCUUAAGAUCAACGGCUCGCUCGCCCGCCGCUGCCUUAAGGACCUCGAGGAGAAGGGUCAGAUCAAGCAGGUUGUUGGACACAGCAAGAUGAAGAUCUACACCCGUGCCAUUGGCGACGCCGAGUAA